Molecule: messenger RNA, 4911 nt
Organism: Culicoides brevitarsis
Lineage: Eukaryota; Metazoa; Arthropoda; Insecta; Diptera; Ceratopogonidae
Gene: Girdin
Product: protein Daple
Exons: 5
Coding region: 197-4300 (1367 amino acids)
Biological process (GO): cytoplasmic microtubule organization; cytoskeleton-dependent intracellular transport
Cellular component (GO): cytoplasm; centrosome
Molecular function (GO): dynein light intermediate chain binding; microtubule binding
Source: RefSeq, a predicted model, not a curated record
UUGAUCCAACGUUUAUUUUUCUGCAUUUUCACGAGUUUUCUUCAUUUUUUAAGUCUUCAUUUGAGCACAACUUUGUAAUUUAAGGCAUCGACAUUGAAGGAAAGAUGAAAGUCGCAAGAAAUUAAAUUAGUUCGACGCAAAAUCGACAUUCGAAAAUUUUGGUGAAUGAAUUGCAGUGAAAAACUAACAAACUCAAAUGGCAGAGAAAAAUACGAAAAAGGAUGUUGAGGAGGAAAUUUCGACCUUUAUGAGCGGCGCACUAAUCUUAUGGCUCGAAUCAUGUUUGCCUCGCCCGGAAAUCUUAACCGGAUAUCAGUCGUUAUUCGAUGGCGUAAUUAUCAACAGUGUUUGUUUACAAAUCGAUCCAGAACCGCAAAAUCAUCUCGUUAAAACUAUUGGGCUUGAAGGAGCAGCUUUGAUUCAAGCACGAUGUCGCAACUUUUGUGCCAUCGUGAAAAAUUUAAAAGCUCUGUACGAAGAAGAGCUUGGGCAAACGGUUCUAAUGUUGCCUGAUUGUGCGAUUUUAGGUCGAGAACCUGAAACGAAAAUAGGCGUCGAACAAAUGAAGUUACUUUUGACCUUAUUACUCGGCGCUGCUGUUCAAUGCCCGAACAAGGAGAUUUUCAUCGCGCGCAUCAAAGAACUUGAAGUUGAAGUACAAGUUGCGAUUGUAGAAUUGAUCAAAUGUGUAACAGACGAUCAAAAAUUGGUUUUAUCGCAAGAAAAUGUCGAAAAUCUAAAUCCUGAUAUAAUGUGUCAACAUAUUGUCAGACUUGCAAAGGAACGAGAUCAAUAUCAUUCGAAUUGGAUUUCAAGUUUGAAUUUGGAAGGAGAUGAUCAGACAAAUUCUCGUAAUAAACCUGCUCAAUUGACUGCUGUUUCAUCGAAUUCUUCAACGACUUCUCAAUCCAACAGUGAAAAUAAUCAUUUAGCAGUCGAAUUGGCUGAUAUGAAGUCUAAAUUGCGUAAAGUUCGACAAGAAUUGGAGGAAAAAUCGGAAGCUCUGAUGGAAGUAAAAGAAGAUCUCGAACACAAAUCUGCGCAAUAUGAAAAAUUACGAUUGGAAAGUCAAGAAUGGUAUGCUGAAGCACGCAAAUCUGCGGCAUAUCGUGACGAAGCAGAUGUUUUACGUGAAAAAUCUGAUCGUGUUGAUCGUUUGGAGCUCGAUUUACAACGGAUGCGUGAGAAAUUAGCGGAUGCCGAGUUCUACAAGUCUCGUGUCGAAGAAUUGCGCGAAGAUAACAGAAUGUUACUCGAAACAAAGGAGAUGUUGGAAGAGCAAUUACAGAAAUCCCGCAAACGAAGUGAGCACGUGAUGAGUCUCGAGUCGGAAAUUAUCAAGUACAAACAAAAAUUGAACGAUUUAACGUUGGAACGCGAUGUUGACAAGUCAAAAUUGCAAGAUUUGUUGGAGGAAAAUGCUCAGUUACAACUUACGGCGAAAAAUUUGGUUUCCGGAAAUGAUUUGAGUUUGUCAGCAAUGUCUUUGGAUAGCGAAGACGGUCCAACGUCAGGAGAUAAUAGUCUCUCCGAGCAGCUAAGUAGCAAUGCGCAAUCGAGAGUUCUCAAAUUAGAGUUGGAAAAUCGUCGACUUCUCGCGCAAUUGGAAUCCUACAAAGAAACUUCGUUCCAAGAGUCGUCAAAUAAGAUUUUGGAUCUCGAAAAAGAUAAGAAACGAUUGUCGUUGAAACUUGAACAAGUUCAAGAUAAUUGCAAUCGUCUCGUUCAACAGAACUCCGAAUUGGAAAAUGUCUUCAAAAACGCCCUCGAGGAGAACAAAAAGCUUCAAGAUGCUUUAGACACUAAACAACAAAAUGUCGACAAGUACAUCCAAGAUCGUGAAUUGGAUCGGAGCAAAAUCGGGGAUUUGGAACAACAAAUCGAGACAAUUACGAAGGAAAAACAACGAAUUCAGAACUUGAGUGAAAGUAUCCAACGACGCGCAGAUGAUUUAUCGCGAUCGUUAGACAUUAAAACGAAAGAAGUUGAAGAAACAAAGUCACGAGUCAAAGAAUUCGAAGUCGUAAAGGCAAAUUUGUAUGAGACAGAGGCUAAAUUGAGUACAGCAGAACGAGAAGUAGCAACAUUAGCGAAAGAAGUGACCAAAUUCAAAGAAAGUUUGGAACAGAAAGAGAAAGAAUUGGAUGAAAAUGUGUUGAAAAUUGAGACACAAACGAAAGAAAUGCAAACUUUGAUAAAAAGUUUGGAAGAAACAAAGGAAUUGGAAGUAAAAAUUCAAAAUUUAGAGAAAUUCAACCAAGAAUUGGAAUCACAACACAAAGUACAUGAGGAAACCAUCUCAACUUUGCAAAAAGAUUUAGUUGCUGAAACACUUGCCAAGCAAAAAUUACAAAAAGGACUCGAUAAGCUUGGUUUGGAGGAACAAGAUAUGGAUAAACAAGAGCUGAGUGUUGAAACUUUUGUCGAAAAAUUGGUAAAGAAUCCCGAGACAUUCAAAACUGUUCGCGAAGUCAUGUUGGAAGUUGGAAAAACGCAAAAUUCUCCCUCAUCAACGUCUUCUACGAUGUGCGUCUUAUGUCACAAGCAAGAAAUCUUCACUGUCGAGAAGGAUAUCGAGUUUACAGCUGAUCAUGUGCCCUCCAACAUCCCAACUGUCAAAGGCAAGAACAAGGUUAUCUUGAAUUUGGAGAUGAAUGAAGCUUAUCCGCAACUCAAGGCAGAAAAUGAUCAUCUUCAAACAACGAAUGAUACACUCGAAGCAGAAAACGCUCGUCAAAAAGUCGAAGUUGCUACACUUCAGAGUCAAAUAACGUCAUUGAGUACUCAACAAGUUGCCUUACAACUCGCAAAUUCGCAACUUGCCGCCGAAAAAGACUCGCUCGUGAAACAAUUGGAUCUCGUAAAGACAAACAACACGCAACUUCAUCAAGAUCAUGUCAGUAUGAUGUGUUUGCACGAACAACUCGGCUCAGAAUAUGAUGCCUUGAAUAAGGAAAAGGAAGUUCUCAAAGUAGAAAAUCGUGAUUUGAAGACCAAACAACGAGAAUUGAAAGAAACUAACGUAGCUUUGGAGAAAUUGACACAAGAACUUCGAGCUGAACUUGAAACGAUGCGUCAAGGCAACAUGAAUCUCGGAAAUUUGCGCGCCGAGCAUUCGCGUUUGAAAGAUGACUUUAGAAAUUUGUUCUCCAAUAGUGAGAGACUCAAGCAAGAGUACAAAAAUAUCCAUGAGCAAUACAGAAACUUGCGGAAUGAAAAUGGAAAAUUGAAGUUACAGAACACAGAAUUGACGGGCGAGAUGAGUGCCAAUAACGAACGUGUUCGUGAACUUGAAUGUGAGUUAACGAAAGCGAACAAUCAGUGUGAAAUGUUGUUCCAAUUGAAUUCGAGUCUCGAUAUUGAUCGAAAAACGUUGAUGGAUCACGUUUCGCAACUUCUUGCUCAAUACCAUGAACUUCUUUCGCACUCGUUGGAAGACAAACAACAUUAUCACGACGAGGAGAAGAACUUUAAUGACAAAGUCAAUCAUCUUUACCGACAAAAAGAGAAGUUGGAAGAGAAAAUUAUGGAACAUUAUCGAAAAUUAGAGAAUUGUUCACCGAAAAAAAAAACUUUUGGUUCAAGCCUUGUGAAUAAAGUUCGUAAAGCAAUAAAUCGUGUUCCUAACAGACAAAAUCCUCGUUCCUGGAUUGAAGAUCCGCGCAUCAGUCAAUCUCAAUUCAACUUAGGUUCUGAAUCUGGCGGAAAUGAAUCCGACAACAGCAAUGAAGAACCUACAAAUUCAACCGCAAACUUUGAUCCGCCUCCGCCGCUUCCUCCUCCAUUGAGUCGCAACUCUCAAUUACGCCAAUCAUUGCAACGUAAACCUUUGGAUCCUGUCAAUCCAUUGUUACGCGGCGGCGUUCGCAGCAGUUUACAAUCUUCAACGCCGCGUGACGUCGCGCAAUCGCAUCGCAACAGCUUUCCAAACAUCGAGCCGCCAGAUUUGUCGGUAAAUGCUCUCGGACAACCAGGUACCCGAAGAACUGUUUAUCUGAUUGGCGAAACGCAAAAUGGCGAAGGUUCACGUACGAGUUCUCCAAAGCCUGCAGCAGCUUCGACGCCAAUUACGACAAAUGAUGCAAAUGCGACAACAACAGGCGAUACGCCAAAUACGUUUCUCAUGUUUAACAAAAUCUCGAAUGUAACGUUGCAAGAACCCGCAAGUGCUUCUGGUAUCAAUGGAAAUAACGAGGAAAAGGCAAAUAGUGAUACAAGUAGCAAAAAUGGCGGAAAGAACAAGAAAAAUGAAGCCAAAAAUCGCGAGAGCGCAAUUUGGUAUGAAUAUGGUUGUGUCUAAAAAGAAGAAGUUUUCUCUCUAAACACUCGGAAGUAACGUGAAAAGUAUUAAUAUUAGCAUUUAAACACAUAUUUUAAGCUUUUUUUGUAUAUUUGCUGUGGCCUUUUAACCCAAAACAUAACUUUUCAUCAGUAGCUGUAUUACUGAACAACUUAAAGUUAAGAGUACUAAACAUUUUUUUAAAUAUUUUCACACCCCGUAUGAACAACGAAUUUUAAUUUAAUUUAAUUUUAUAUUUAUUUUUAAAACCACUUAAUCCAUUUUAAGUCAUUUUAACGAAUUUAUGUUAGAAUUUCACCUUUUGUGUUAAAAAAAUUAUUUUAUAAGUUUCAUUGCCUAUCGAUUGAUAUUUCUGUAUUUCCUAAAAAAACAUGAAACCAUGAAAAAUCUGAAAUUGUGAUAGAAUUUUCAAAGCCUAAAAAUAUGAAGCCUUUUUGAUGAAUUGGAGAUCUUUUGCAAUAAUUGGAGAUCCAGAAUUUUUUACCGAUCAAAUUUCAAAUAUAUAGAAUUAAAAAUAAAAAUAAAGGCCUUAAAGAAUAAUUGGAAUUAAAAAUUUAGAAUCUCAUGUAUCGAAUAGGAUAUUUGUAACAUUUUUUACUUAACAACAAAAA